This is a messenger RNA of Anopheles darlingi, 1820 nucleotides long. RefSeq lists its product as uncharacterized. NCBI's taxonomy places the organism in Eukaryota, Metazoa, Arthropoda, Insecta, Diptera, Culicidae. Bases 332 to 1690 code for a protein of 452 amino acids. The record is from RefSeq and is a predicted model, not a curated record. The transcript has 2 exons.
ACUGCAAGAUCUCGUGCAAUCAAGAGUACGGAUAGCCCUGAUAAUAGCUACCAAAGUGAACGAACAGAUUGCACCAAAUCGGGUCAACUCACACCCGGAACAUCCGUAUCCGAGCAAUAAAACAAUUAGCCCGUUGUGUCUAGCAGCAUGUGAGCAAAGUGACCAGUUGAUCGAGAUCGAACUUCUAAAUUUAACGACGAUUAGAAAAUCCCCAACAUAUACAGAACAUUUGGACAUAUGGUAUCAUCAUCCGGUACUUCAAACUGGAAGGAAGCUGGAUUCAAUAGCCGUACUGGAAUAAAUCCUAACCGACAAAGAAAUAACGAUCAUCAUGUUCCGCGUGUGGCUGUUUACGCUUGCUUUUUGUUUGAUUCUUGGCCUCUCGGCGGAAAAAGAGGCCGAUAAGGUCAUCGAUCCAAAAUGGAUUAAACCCGGAGCACUGGACCGGUGGACGCAGAAGCAGCACAUGCGCGAGCAAACGGACAACGCGUGCGAUUCGGUGCCACCGUUGGAAUGUCCAAAAUGCCCUCCGGUAGAGGCCAAUUCUGCAGAGUGCAAACCGACGGAUGAAGAACAACAGCUGGCCCUGGUUUUCUACCGCAAACUAGUAAAAACGCUGUUCGCCAGCAAUAUUUUACAGCUCGAUCCUAGUGGAAGCUACUACGAAAAUGAACUAACGCUCAAAAUAACGCCGAGGCAACUGAACAAGUUAACUGACGACCUAGAUGCGCCCCGCACUAUCGACGCGAUUGUGUCGGAAAUCUUUGAACAAUCGGCCAGCAUACGGCGACGAAUUCUGCAGAAGGAGAACCGCUGCGAACGAUUGUACGUUUUCUUGCAGGGCAUCAUGGAAUCGGUGUUUCUGCAAGCGGUGCUGCCGAUAUUGCUGGUCAUUGCCGGAUGCUGUGUUCUACGUGUAGUAUCAAGUUUUACACGCAUUCAUCCUUUCCUUCUUUUCCUGUUGCUUAUCCUCUGCUUUACCGUAACCAACAAAUGGCGCGAAUGUAACGCAAAGCUACAAAAGCAAGUGUUGGAAGACAUGCACCGGGGCAUUUCCACCGAGGCUGCGUCAACGAUGUGCGAUCCACUGCAGGUUUUAGUAGAAUCCUCCGUGACCGUUCAAGCCACUUACUUUAAGGCGUUGUUCAAAGAAUUUCUUCACACGUACAACGAGAGUACCAAGGGCCUUGGAUUUUGGCAUAGCAUGUUAAUAGGUGCGCUACUUUUGGGUUUCGCGUACAUACUGGUAUCGACAAUCCUUCAGGUCGGCAUCCACAGUGGUUUUCAGGUCGCCGGCAACAUCGUGAUCGCGGGACUGUUUGGACCUCGAACUAAUGCUGCCAUCGAAAACCAACCGAUCGAUUACAACAACCAACAACCACAAAUCGCGAAUCCACCGCAAAUGCCUGCGUUGAACAUCAACAUUCAGCUCGGUGAUGCAGUAGCCAGUGCCCGGCAGUCGAGAACCGAACUGCUACGCGAGGAAAGCGAACGUAUUGAAGAAAUUGUAGAUGAGCCUACGGUGGAAGCCAUUGAGUCAGGGCAUGAUACAGAACGGGAAUCGAAUGCCAAAGAUGCAUGCGAAGAGAAACCGGGUGCCUCGAUCGAGGUAAGCCCAGAAGCCAUCAUUGUAACGAAGGUCAACGAUGAUUCUAAAACGAAUAGCCAUCCAGAUGGAAGAGAAACAUGAAGAACUUCUAAACUUUUGUGCAGCCUUGUUGCAGUAUUUUUCGUAAUCGUGAUUCCUGUUUGCAUAUUUGUUUGCAUUUCACAGUUUGUACAUUUGUAUGUUGUAAUAAAGUGUAAAAUUUUGUAACAAA